AUGUCAACUAGAAGUGGAAGAUCAUCUGGGAGACAAGACGCCCUGGGAAAUGCUGAGAUCGGUAAACAUUGUACCGAGGAAACCUCUGCGUAUGCCGCUGAAGGCACGGCCGGUAAGGUCGACAAGCAGUAUACCGCAUUAACCACAAGCACAGGGAAGUCCGGCUCGAAGAAAACGAAAAAGAUGCGAACGUUGUCAACAGGUACAGAUGCACCGCCAGCAGUGCCCGGCUAUAUUAUUCCUGUGAUGUUAGAUCCAUUGGCUCCCUCUAUAGUAGUAAACGAAGCUCCUGCCGCGAACUCAACAGCGCUAAGCACGGUAACCGGAACGUUGCCUAAAGACAUUCGUCAGAAACAAAAGGGUGCUCAACACGAACAGAAUGCGAUCAUCGAAGUUAGCUGUCCAUUGUGCAGCAAACCAGACGACAUGCUCAUGGUUCAGUGCGACGAUUGUAAAAAGUGGUUCCACUUUAGGUGUGUCAAUGUGGACCAAAGAGUAGAGCACGAAGACUGGAGUUGUCAGAACUGCAAAAUAGCCAAGAAAACUUCAGAGGGCUUCGUGAUCAACGAUGACGACAAAAGCUUUCAUCCCGCUAAAGUAACAAGCAGGAAAUCAUCACAGGAAUCCUCCAGAUGGGAGCAUCGUAAAGAGCUAGAACUGAAGCUUCAACGACUGGAGGAAGAAGACAGGUUCGAAAGAGAGCUUCAGCAAAAGCUGGCGGAACAAGCUCGCCAGGCGAAGAAGGACUUUUUGGAUAAAAAGUACGGACUGCUAAAAGAGUUGGAGCAAGUGGACAGCGACACGUCCUCCCUUGUUUAUUCAGUACAUAGCGAAGAAUCCAAAGAUCGGACACAUCAAUGGGUAAAACAAAUCGAAUCUGCAUCUGGAACCCAAAGACGCCCGAUUAAAUCCCAUCUCGUUCCCACCCCACCAGAAGGGCAGAAAGGCCAAGGCAAGAAGGCUGAAAAGCAACUCAGACAUCAUAUAAACUUAAAUCCACCAAGCCUGAUUCCGCAUCAAAGCGUAAUUCUCAACCAAUCGUCUAUACAUUCCGCUGUUGAUCUGGAUGGGACACUUAAUCGCAGUCAGAUAGCCGCGCGUCAUGCCGUUUCAAAAGAGCUACCUUUAUUUAGUGGAGAUGCUGAAGAAUGGCCGAUAUUCUACUCGACUUUUAACAGCACAACUACAAUGUGCGGGUACACAAACGAAGAAAACGUAGUUCGUUUGCAAAAGUGUUUAAAGGGUCGAGCCUUGGAAGCCGUUAAAUGCCGUCUGCUACAUCCGUCAAAUGUUCCAGGUAUACUCGCCACUCUCAGAAUGCUUUUCGGUAGACCCGAAAUCAUCAUUCAUUCAGCGAUCGAAAAAAUCCACGCACUGCCAGCACCACGUGCGGAACAGCUUGAGUCAUUGGUCGAAUUCGCACUAUCGGUUCAGAACCUGUGCGCCACGAUCGUUGCCUGCGAAGUGGAAGACUGGAAAUACAAUAUAACUUUGCUUCAAGAAUUGGUGGAAAAGUUACCGCCUCCUACUCGAUUAGAUUGGGCCAAAUAUCGACGGUUGCAUCCAGACACAAAUCUCGAAGACUUUAGUGCGUGGCUAUACGACCUAGCGGAAAAUGCAAGCCUAGUCAUCGUACCGAAGCUAACUACUCGAAGUAAUAGAAGAAGUACUGGCUACAUAAACGCUCACGCAGAAGACACAGAAUAUGAUCUUGUCACUGAAACACCAGAAAAUGCCGUACUGCAUGCAAGCCAGCUGCCUGUAAAAAAAUGCUGCGUAGUUUGCGAAGGAAUUUGCACGACGGUCGACAAAUGUAAACGCUUCUUGGAAUUUAGCAGAUCCUCCAGAUGGGCCGUAGUACGGGAAAAACAUUUAUGUAAAAAGUGCCUCAAGAAACACAGUGGACGAUGCAGGAAGCAGGGAACUUGUGGGGUAAAUGGUUGCACCUUCAAUCACCAUCCACUAGUGCACUUUGAGGCAAACCCGCAACAUACAACUGCAACGCCAGAUAUGGGACGAGAUGUAUCAAUACAACGGCGGACUUUAUCAGAAGAACCCACUUCGGGAUAUACCCACAUGCAUCGAGGUAGAUCUAGUUCCGUUCUGUUCCGGAUAGUUCCGGUAAGGCUCCGAAAUAGAAACCUAGUAAUACAUACCUAUGCAUUUUUGGAUAACGGAUCCUCACUCACCCUAAUGGAGCAGGAACUAGCGUCCGAAUUGUGCCUUAAUGGUAAACCACAGCCACUGUGUCUAACGUGGACCGCGGAUACUCGCCGAUACGAGCCUGAUUCGAGAGCAGUGUCUGUGAACAUUUCAGGAGUCUGCGGAACGAAAUGGUACUCAAUGAAUAACAUUCAAACUGUCCAGUCAUUGAAGCUACCGAGACAAACGAUGAACAUCGACGAGUUAAAGAAGAAGUAUUCACAUUUGCAGGGGCUUCAGAUAGAUUCAUACACAGAUGUCCAACCAAGAAUUCUGAUUGGGUUGGACAAUACCACCUUAGGAUUUCCGCAACAAAGCCGGGAAGGCAAACCUAAUGAACCUGUAGCAACAAAGACAUGUCUUGGCUGGGUAAUAUACGGCAGCUGUGGAGAUCAAGCUCCGUCACAUAACUACCAACACCAUAGUCUACAUAUGUGCUCAUGUAAUCCUAUUGCUGACCAAUCUAUGAACGAAACUGUGAAACAAUAUUUCUCUCUGGAGAGCCUUGGCAUUACCAAGCCUGACAAGUUUUUGAUAUCCGCAGAAGAGCAACGCGCCGAAACCAUUCUAAACACCCUUACAAGGCGUCGAAGCAAACACUACGAGCUAGGACUUCUGUGGAAAUAUGAUAACAUCCGCCUUCCUAAUAGCUUUCCGAUGGCGCAGCGCAGAUUCCGCUGCCUUGAAAAACGCUUGGCUCUACACCCCAACCUUGCUGAAAAUCUCCAGUCCAAGAUCAUUGAAUACAUUCAAAAAGGAUACGCUCGGAAACUUUCGGGAGCCGAAUUAAGUAUGCAACACAGCAGGGUCUGGUAUCUUCCUACCUUUCCUGUAGUGAACCCAAAUAAACCAUGUAAGGUGAGAAUAGUUUGGGACGCAGCGGCUACAGCUUUCGGAGUAUCUCUAAACUCCUUUCUCCUCAAAGGCCCCGAUCAACUGACUUCGUUAUUGUCAAUCUUACUGAAGUUCAGGGAACAUCGAGUGGGUAUAUGUGGCGAUAUCCGUGAGAUGUUCCACCAGAUAUUAAUAAGAAAGGAGGAUCAGCAUUGUCAGCGCUUUUUAUGGCGUGAAGAAGGCGACCCUGAACCAGCUGUAUACAUCAUGCUGGUUAUGACAUUCGGUGCUUGCUGUUCCCCAAGCAGUGCGCAAUUUAUUAAAAAUCAAAACGCCCGGAGAUACUCAAGUUUAUACCCAGAAGCUGUUGACGCCAUCGUUUACAGACACUAUGUCGAUGACAUGUUGGUCAGUGUCGAAUCGGAGCAGGAAGCAAUAAAAAUAGCACGAGAGGUCAAAUAUGUUCACUCACAAGGUGGAUUUGAGAUGAGGAACUGGAUAUCCAACUCUAAGAGGGUAGUUGAAGCGCUGGAGGAACAACCCAAAGCUAGAAUGAACCUAAACAUUGGAACUGAGCUCGCGACAGAAAAGGUUCUAGGAUUAUGGUGGUGUACGGAGGAGGACGAAUUUUCAUACAAGGCAUCGCCAAGGCAUGACUCUCGAUUGCUGACAGGUGAACGUCGUCCAACGAAACGCGAGGUGCUUAGAACGUUGAUGACCAUUUUCGACCCACUUGGUCUGAUAGCCAACUUUCUUAUGUACCUCAAAAUCCUUCUCCAAGAGAUUUGGCGGUCGGGCGUAGGAUGGGAUGAUGAAAUCUACGAUGAACAGUUCACUAAAUGGAAACAGUGGCUUGAUGUCCUUCAUCAAGCCACUGUUUCCGAAAAACGUGAGAAUUCCAAGAUGUUAUCGUGA
Topomyia yanbarensis is the source of this 3951-nucleotide messenger RNA. RefSeq lists its product as uncharacterized. Bases 1 to 3951 code for a protein of 1316 amino acids. Lineage: Eukaryota; Metazoa; Arthropoda; Insecta; Diptera; Culicidae. The record is from RefSeq and is a predicted model, not a curated record. The transcript has a single exon.